CAGAGAGGCAGCAGCGGCGUCGCAGCGUUACAACAAGAGCGGCUCUCGGGCUUUGUUUUGUGGCUGUGAAUGAGCUCCAUCACCUCCUCCAGCAAUGUGGACGGAUAUAAGGACACUGCUACUUUUACAUUUGUUCGUCCUCAGGCUUCACGUCUCGGAAGCCACCGAUGAGUGCGAGGAUGGACAGUUUCAGUGCAACAACAAAAGGUGUAUUCCCACCAUCUGGAGGUGCGACGACGAUGACGACUGCUCAGACAACAGUGAUGAAGAGAACUGUCCCAGGAAAACAUGCGCUCCUGCAGAGUUUGCCUGUUUAAAUGGACAGUGUGUCCCGGGACGCUGGCGAUGCGACGGAGAACCAGAGUGUCCGGACGGUUCUGACGAGGCAGAGGAGACCUGCAGCAAACAGACGUGCCCUCCAGAGAAAUUCGACUGUGGGGGAUCCACCAACAAGUGUGUCUCGUUGUCAUGGAGAUGCGACGGGGAGAAAGAUUGCGAGAACGGGGCGGAUGAGGAGGACUGCGCCUCCGAUGCCAAAGCCUGCCCCAGUGGAGAGUUCAUGUGUGCCAACCGCAAGUGCUUAGCCACCGUCUACGUGUGUGACGGCGAUGAUGACUGUGGAGACGGCAGUGAUGAGCUCAAAUGUUCGUCCCCUCUCACCUGUGGACCGAACCACCUCCGCUGCAACACCUCCGAGUGUGUGCCGCUCAUGUGGAGCUGCGACGGAGACCCCGACUGCUCCGACAGUUCGGAUGAGGGGCCUGAACGCUGUGGCGGCGAUGGGGUCCCGUACCUGCUUAACCGCCGAGCCAACUGCACCGCGGGGGAGUUUCGCUGUGCCAACGGGGAGUGUGUGCGGCUGACGUGGAAGUGCGAUGGAGAUCCGGACUGCAAGGACAAGUCUGAUGAGUCUGAUUGCCCUCUGUUGACUUGCCGUCCUGAUGAGUUCCAGUGCGGGGACGGUUCCUGCAUCCACGGCACCAAGCAGUGCAACAAGAUCCGCGACUGUCCGGACCACAGCGAUGAAUCCGGCUGCGUCAACGCCACCAAAUGUGAAGGACCCCUGAAGUUUCUGUGCAAGAACGGAGAGUGUAUUGACAGCUCCAAGGUGUGCGACUCUGUCAAAGACUGCAAGGACCGAUCAGAUGAGCCCAAGAAAGAGUGCGGGCUGAAUGAGUGUAUGAUCAAUAAUGGCGGCUGCUCCCACGUCUGCAUGGACCGACCGAUCGGCUUCGAGUGCCAGUGCCCCACCGGUUACCAGCUGCUGGACAAAAAGACUUGUGGAGACAUUGACGAGUGUGAGAACCCCGACGCUUGUAGCCAGAUCUGCAUAAACUACAAGGGGGACUUUAAGUGUGAAUGCUACGAAGGAUAUGAGAUGGACCCUGUCACUAAGACCUGCAAGGCAGAAGGGAAAAGCCCCUAUUUACUGUUCACCAACCGGCACGAGAUCCGUCGCAUCGACCUGGUGAAGAGGGAUUACAGCCAGGUGGUGUCUACGCAGAAGAACGCUGUGGCUCUGGACCUGGACGUGGCCAACAACCGCGUUUUCUGGUGUGAUCGGUUUCACCGCAAAAUCUACAGCGCCUUCAUCCAUGAGGCCGGUGAUCCCUCCCAGCAGGUGCCGCUGGUGGAUUCAUCCCUGCAGACCCCCGUGGGGCUCGCUCUGGACUGGCUCCAACACAACCUGUACUGGACCGACUCCGGAGACAAAUCCAUCUCCGUGGCCUCGGUGGACGGCACCAAGAGACGCGUCCUCAUCAACACCGACCUGAGCGAACCCCGAGCCAUAGCGCUGGACCCCCACCAUGGCUUCAUGUACUGGUCAGACUGGGGCACACGAGCCAAGAUAGAAAAGGCCGGUAUGAAUGGAGUGGACCGACAGGUGCUGGUGGCUGAUAACAUUGAAUGGCCCAACGGCAUCACUCUAGACGUAGCCAACAGGCGCCUGUACUGGGUGGACUCGAAGCUGCACCACAUCGCCAGCGUGGAUUUGAAUGGAGCUCACCGCCGAACGCACAUAUCGUCUGCAGAGAGGCUGGGACACCCCUACGCUCUGGCUGUUUUUGAGGAUCGUAUCUACUGGACAGACAGAGACAGGGCGGCAGUCUUCAUGGCCAACAGGCUGACCGGUCAGGACAUCCACGCUCUGGCUGAGAACCUCAACGACCCCCAUGACAUCGUGGUCUUCCACCAGCUCCGACAGCCGCAAGGCCCUGACAGCUGUAAUCUGGGCAGUGUGGCCAAUGGAGGUUGUGAGUACUUGUGUCUUAAGGCUCCGCAGAUCACCGAACACUCGCCCAAAUACACCUGCGCCUGCCCCGACGGACAGGACCUGGGGCCCGAUAUGAGGGGCUGCGUGCCAGCAGCACCAAGAAACGACAUGGCAGCAACAUCCUCACCUCCCGCUGGAUUCACACCAGGCUCCAGAGCGACUGUUGCCGAGGACUUUCCUCUCCCCUCAGUGGGAGUAUCACAGGCGGAUGCCAUCCCCCACUUGACCACAGCUCCCUCUGGAUCCCCCGAGUCCCUCACACCCCUCAGCACACUCAAACCUGUAUCCUCUCAGGAGUCAAAAGCUCUGGGCUCCCACUCCACCGCUACAGCCAUGGUCAUCUCCACCACACCUGCAGGGGACAGCAGCGUCUCACAGCACUCUGGAGGCGAGCAUUUCCUUCUGGGCGAGAACCUGACGGUGGCCGUUUUGGGAGUGGUCAUCCCCAUCGUUCCUAUUGUUGCCACAGUGGUGUUCGGCCUGGUCUGCGCCGGCGUGUACCUGGUGUGGCGCAACUGGAGGCGCAACUCCACCAAGAGCAUGAACUUCGACAACCCCGUCUACCGCAAGACCACCGGCGAGGGCGAGGAGGACGAGAUCCACAUCGGCCGGACCGACGCCAUGAGCCACCACGCGCACCACCACCCCUACCCCCAGGGCGUCGGCAUGGGAGUCGUAGGGGCAGGAGGGGGCACCUGCCCGCAGUUCAUCGCCCUGCCUCUGGGGGGCAGCAUGCCGGACCCGGGGACUCACUGGUACACGGAGCAGCCGAUGCUCUCGACCGCAAAGUGACCCAGCAAAGGCGACUUCCUCCGGAGAAGAUGGCCGCUCAGGCACACGCACACGCAGCGAGGUCAGAGGCGACAUUGGACCGAGUUUUCUGAAGGGACGAACAACAUAUCAUCAAGUGUUACAUGCAGCCAUUCACAGCCAUGUCCUUAUGCCAGUUUCCAUCUUAAAAACAGCGGUAUAAUUAAGACAAAUUCUUAAAAACAAAAAAAAAAACAGUUUCAUACAUUUUACUGUGCUGGAGGUGGAGCUAUUUUUCAUCUCCGGCAAAUGCUGAGAAUUACUUCCAGAAUUAUUAACGUGUGCUAAUGUGCUCCUGACCUUCACCUAAGCUGGAAGAUGGAGUUAGACCGGUUCCUCUUUUGAGUCUUUUGCAUUGAUAAUGGAGUGAGGUGCGUGCUGUGUGUCUUAUAUUUUGUGAUGGGGCUAGUGAGAGACUGUGUUUUGUCCUUGAUGUGUUAAUUUCGGGUUUUGUGUUAUUCCUGGUGGGCCAGUGGAGCUCUGGGGGAUGCUGUUAAGGAAGGAGGAGCUCUGUAAGUGGGACAGCUCCGUGCGUUGAUGGGACAAUCUGUACAGAUUCAUGUUAGAAUCAAUCACAAAUGUCAUUACUGGAGUUGUCUUGUGCAGUCAACAUAAUUGUGGAUGGAUAUCUUUAUUUUUUAUUACGUAUUGAGCGUUCUCUCUGAUUCAGAGGUGAGGCUGUCAGGGUUGAGUUGAUGUGAGAGAUUGUGUUUUUGUUCGACAGUCAACACCCUGGAGUUUAAUAAAAGUGCAGCAGAGAGGAAGGAAAAAAAUGUAGUCAUGAAGUGUUUCGUUAGAGAGGAUGUGAGGUUAAAGAGAUGCGGGUUCAUUACUGUGGCUUGUUUGGAAGUUAAAUGAAAAGCAAUAGACUGCAGCUUUUAUCCAGCUGCAGUGCCACCGUUUGAGGUUGACAAAACUCUAGAGUGUUAAUAAUUUCAUUUGAUCACCUGCUUUUGACUGUGACAAAUGCACACAUAAAUACACAAGGGGGGUGCGGCGGUGGCAAAAUCCCCGCUGCUCUCCAGAGGAUGGAGACAACAUGCACUACUUGCCCUCCGAAAACACAAACAGCAUGCAUAAUUGCUCACCGAGUGACAAUGCAGCCAUUUAUUGUCGCAGGCAUGAGACACACGAGUAAACACACGUCGCACGCACACACUGCAUUCCCGCCGUCCUCCUCCUGAGAUGCCCGAUAUGCGAGCAGACAGUUUGGGUUGGUGCCACGUGGGAGGGAACAGUCGGUGGCUGCGUGAUGAGAAAGAUCCGUCAUGUGAUCCGAGGAGGUUGAGGCCAACUUGUCCUGUCAGUUAACACGUUUCAUGCUGGUUCAGCCCCAUCGUUUCCUCUAUUACCCCAUUAUUACAAGUCUAGGUGUGUGUGAGUGUGUGUUCAUUAAUAUGCAUGUGUGCUAAUGUUCAUCCCACAGCCAUAUUUGAACUGUUUUGUAUGCUCUUUGUUGCACAACCCUCUUAGAAUGCCUUCUGUAUUGUGUAUUGCAUGGAAGAAAACAGUGUAUGAAGUUGAGUGGAAACACGAGUAUGUAAGUGUGUGUGUUUGUGUGUGAGAGUGUCUGACACUGGAAAAGCUUUGAGGGUGCUUUUUGAUUCAUUGGUUUGUACAUAUGUUUUCAUAAAGUUUUGAUAAUGUAUUAUAUAAUUAUGUAAAAGACAAGCUGUACAUAAGAUUUUAGACAAAGUGUUGACAGGUAUAUUAAUUUAUUUGUAUAAAGGAGAGCACUGCAUUCCCUGAUUGUAACAAAUCGGAAUUAUCCGCCAAAGUGGUUUGUGUUGUUUCUUGCUGUGCAUCGUUUAGCAUCCUUUUUGUGCGCCAACCCUCUUUCUUUGGUAAGCCACAUAAUACAUGGAGACCCUUCCCCUCAAAAAAACUCCCACAUCUUUGUUUCCCGACCUUGAUGUUUAAUAAGAUGAUUGAUUUUUGUUUAUUUGUGCCUUUUUGUUUACUUUUUCUCACUUUGCUCUAGUGUUUUUUUCAUGAAACAGACAGGGAUCAGCCAACUACUGUACAUGCAAUGAUGGACUGUAUUAAGACCAAACUGGUUCCACUUUUUGAUUUUCUGUAAUGGAUUACUUUUGAAUAUCUCUAUAUAUUGAUAUAUAAAAUCUGACUGAAAACUUC
Messenger RNA from Amphiprion ocellaris (clown anemonefish), 5221 nucleotides. RefSeq names its product low-density lipoprotein receptor-related protein 8-like. Lineage: Eukaryota; Metazoa; Chordata; Actinopteri; Pomacentridae. The coding region runs from base 95 to 3067 and encodes 990 amino acids. Gene Ontology annotation, molecular function: protein binding; calcium ion binding. The record is from RefSeq and is a predicted model, not a curated record. The transcript is spliced from 18 exons.